Pecten maximus is the source of this 5674-nucleotide messenger RNA. Its product is annotated as serine/arginine repetitive matrix protein 4-like. The transcript is spliced from 4 exons. Lineage: Eukaryota; Metazoa; Mollusca; Bivalvia; Pectinida; Pectinidae. Bases 35 to 1753 code for a protein of 572 amino acids. Gene Ontology annotation, molecular function: protein binding. The record is from RefSeq and is a predicted model, not a curated record.
AUGAGAAAAUCUAUGACGCAAAGAUGUAAACAAUAUGGCGGAUUCUUGUCGACCCGUUAGUCGUCAUGGAAGAUACCAUGCUCCAGGACGCAAUGUUAAUACCAGUAGUCGAUAUACCGAUGACAUACCUAACUAUUCUACCAUCGAUUACGUUGACCAAGAAGAUGUCUAUCAGCUGAAGCAACAAGCUGUUACCAUGGAUAUAGACUCCAUGGAGAGGCCAAAGACCAGUACUGGACGUAGAAAUCGUCCCAAAUCUAGGAUGGGUCGAACACCAGUGGAACCAAGCUAUGAACCUGAGGACAACGAAAACCAAGGACGACCAGCAUCGCGUAGGGGCUAUACACCAGAAACCUAUCAAAGACACGACUAUGAUGAAUACUCUCGCCAAACUCUUACUCUCGACAGUCAGAUAAGUUCUGACGAUAGCAGCGGUCUGAGUCCUCCGAUGUCUCCAGCUGGUCGUCAGGGCUCUCCGGUCCAGAUGCGUCCGAGCCCUGCAGGACAGCCGAGGUCACGUGAAAGUCCAUUCGGAGAAAGGAUGUCACCAUCAAACAGACAACAGAGAUUAUCCGGGUUUCAAAGUCCCGGACUGACGCCUAGUCCGCAACAACGACCAACAUCUACAAACAGGUAUCGAAUGUCUCCCUCAGAAAAUUUCAGCAGAAACUCUCCGAUGGAUAAAUUUGAUCGAUCUUCAGGGGAUACUUCUUAUUUACAACAAAGGCAUAAAAGUUCAAGUUCGAAGCGUUCUUCAUUUUCGCGAAAUUCUAACAGGCAGGACCAGCCUCACUAUGGAAAUGAAAAUUACGUCGAUGACUCUUCGCCAUACUUCCAUGAAAGGCAACCCUCGCCAUCUGCAAAUCGUCCGUCAUCAAGGCAGGAUUAUGAUGGGUAUUAUAUCAACCAAGACACAGGAUAUGAGAGAAAUCAAGAAGGAGAAUUGUCUCAGGGAUAUGAACGACAGGAACAGGAAAACAUGUACCAACAGGAGAACAAAAAACAACGAUACUCAGCUCGAAUGAAAUCGGGUAAAAAACGACGACCUCCGGGAAGUGCCAGAAAAAAACAAAGUGUGCUAAGUACAGAACCAGAAUCUGUAAUUGAAAACUUGCCGACAACAGCCUCUAUGAGACCGACGUCAUCUUUAACACGGUACAAACUUUUGCCUGCAAUCGGAACACCACAGGCCCCUCGUCGUGAUGAAAUCUCGCUAGAAGCACUGUCACUGAAAACAAAGAGACUGGACUUAAGUAAUGAGGAACACUAUUUACCAUCUGAGAGUCACAUGACUGAACUUCAGACUCGUUCUCGCUCACUUUAUAGGUCUGAAAGUGACUAUUCAGAGGAACAAAGGUCAAAAGAUCUUUCAGUUUCUUCAGAGGAUCCAGAAAGUAGAUUAUUACAGGAUUAUCAGGGAUCAGAUCAAAGUAGUAACCAUGGUUACCGGGUUCCACAGGAGAGUUCGCAUUUUAUACCUCAUAAAUUACCGGCAGAGCCGUCGGCAGGAGAGACUAGAAUUCUUUUGGCUGUGCGUUUACUUGAUGGAUCUCGUAAACAACGCUACUUCAGGGUCACAGACAAGCUUGAAGUGGUCUUACAAUUUGCUGAGAAUUGCAUUAAUUGUGAUUUGUCCUUGUAUGACCUUGUGAGAAAUAUGCCACGUGUUGUGUACACCGAUUUAAAUGUGCUGGUCGGGGAGGCAGACUUGGAAGACCGGACAGUUUUAUACCUAGAAGAGAAAGACUCCUAGUAUCUCUGUAAUGGUAUUUGGGACCAGGAGAAUGAUGCUAGUUUGAGUCACUUUAAUAUUGAAUGUUUUUAAACAUUUUACCAGAACCUAGCUAUAGGGUAUGCCUGUCAGUGGCCUUUCUCAUUUUGACUCGAUCGCUGUUAAAAAAAGCAGCAAAAAUUCAUAUUUUUGAAAAAUAUUACACUGGUGCAUAGAAAGUAUAUCAAUUGUAUUUAAACCUACAGGCUGUGAUCUCCCAAGAAAAAAAUAUUUAAAAGGAAAAAAUUAAUGUGACAGUAAUCACAUACAUAUAGCAAUAUUUUACCAAAAUGAUAUAGCUCAUUUACGGAGUCUCUAAAAAUAAUAUAACAGUGUGUCUAUUAGUUUUUAGAUAAAAUAUCUCCUGUAUGAUAAGAAAAAGUCAUUAAGUAAAUAAAAUGGUACUUACAAAUGCUAGACAUAUUCAUUUUUUUUAAAUUAUUUAUUUAUCUUUUUUUUUAUUAUUUAUUUUUACAAAUUACAUAGAUCUAGAUCUGUCAGGCCAAUUUUUAGUGACAUUUUUAGGGUUUAUUUUAUCAAAAUCCAAAGAUUUUCAUUGUGUCAAAAUAUUUUUUUAGUCUGUGAUAUUUGAUUGACUAAUUAGUAAAUUUAUACAGUAAAUAACCUAAUAUAAUAAUUUUCCUGUAGGAUCAUUUGUUUGUUUUUUGUUCAGGAUAUUGUUGUUGUUUUAUUUGUUUAAAUAUACUUACCGGUAUUGUUCACAUUUUUUUUUUAAUGUAAUAUGUUUCCGUUUUCGCUUCUGUUGUUCUAUAUAUAAUAAUUAUACUCAACCCUGAAUUUUUCCUAGAAUAUUAUUUUUUUCCUAAAGAUAAACAGAUAUCUAAUAAGAAAUAUUAUAAAAUUUCCAAUACUUUUAGGGAAAAAAGCGUUUUUACAAUAAGAACAGUAUGUAUUGUACAGAAGAUAUUUCCUAAAUUUGGUUACUGCCUGAUGUGAGAUUUAUAAUUUAAGGACUUGAAUCUAAUUGAAUCUAAGUAGAUUUUGAUGACAGAUUUAUGAUUUAGGACUUCAAAUUUAAUCUAAGUAGCUAUAUAUAUAUAGGUUUUAAUGAGAGAUUCAAAAUUCAAAGACUUUGAAUGUAAUUUAAGUAAGAUUAGAUGAGAGAUUUAUGUUUUAAGGACAUCAAUUGAAUUUUAGUAGGUUUUAAUGAGAGAUUUAUAGUUAAGGAAUUUUUAGUUGAAUUUAAGUAAGUUUUAAUGAGAUGCUUAUAUAGAAAUAUCACUGGUAUAUAUUUCUAUACUUAAUGAACAAGUUUAUUGCAAUGUUCUAUCAAACUUAUAUUAAUGUUAACAUUUGACUAAAUAAAAGUAAUUUACACAUGAUUCAGACAUUGAAAAGUGCUGAAAGCAAUGCUUGAAAAGUGCUUUCAAAUUGAUAUUCUGAUCAUGACAUUAGUAAAUUUUGGUACUUGAAAUUGACUUAGAAAGUGCUUGAAUUUUGCCAUGUUCAUUUCAAAAGAAACAUUAUUAUUUUUCUUCUGACUGUUAGGGCUAUCUUUUGUCAAGCUGCAAAUGCAUAUGCUUUCUUUUUACUUCACUAUUUUUCAUGCUCACCAAUUCUUCAUAUUUGAGAGGAAAACUCUGAAUUUUUAUUCUAAAAUUUUUGGCUUAAUUUAUCUGUAAAACCUCUUUACUAUUCAUGUUGUUUUUUUUAAUACCUAUUAAAUGGUGAGAUUUUCAAGAAUUUGCUUAGGUCUUUUCUUGACUUGCAUUUUGGCUUUCAAUAUUCAAUAUUCCAUAUUAAUUAUUUACAUUGUAAUAUCAAUGUAUUCGCUAAGAAGAUUUCAUGAGAAUGAAACCUAAUACAUUGUAUUCAAGUAAUCCCAUCCAUGUUCUUUUAUGUAAAUUUCCCCUCUAUUUGUUCUUUCAAUUUAUUGCUUCCUGCUUUAAGUUCCCCCCUUCCUGUUCCUUCAAUUGUCAACGAUUCAUGCUUUUUUUGUGCCAUAAUGUUGAUAGAAACAGAUAUUGUUUUAAUUGUAUACAUAAUAAUCUGUUUUGAAUUUUCAUUUUUAUAAAUUAAACUUCUCUGUAAAAUGGAAAAUGAGUUAAAUUUGUGUUAAAGGUCUAGCUCAGCCUCCAUAUAUACAAUUUUCUGAAUUUUUUUUUCAGUUGUGAUUGUAUUCUCCUGAUAAUUUGAUCUCUAUGUCAUGAAUAAAGUUGUUCCCACUAUUUUUGUUUAACAUGUUAGCGAGUUGAAAGUUUUACACAAGAAAUAUGACAAAUGAAUUUUGACAUUUGGGAAUUCUUUUUUCUAUUUUACUUUCAAAAUGAAAUAGGUUUGAAAAUAUACUUAACCUGAAAUUUAUUACUGCCGACUUUUUUUGAGAAUCAAUAUAUAUAUUUGACGACAAUAUAUUCCGUGCUGUAAAUUGACAUAAUUCAGGCUCUGAUGGACAGUGCUUUCGGGAUGAAAUUCACCAAUACUACUAGGUAUACUGGUAUAACAGAUGAAUUUUAUUUGUUUAAGACAUCAUUUUAAUUUGUAGAACCAUUUGAUAUUACACAUAUCUUGCCAAAAAUCAUUCCAUUAUACAUGAUGUUUUAGUUGUAUGUAUGUCGACCUAUUAGUGUAAAUGUGACUUUAGUAGUCCAGUAUAUGUUAUUAGGAAUUGUUGCGACAUGCUAUUAUGAAUAUUCAGUAAUGUUUUAGUUACAUAUGCAUAAAGUUAUGAAUAUUCAAUAGCUUCCAUGCAGGCAUUUGUUUUACAUGGUUUACAUGCAGAAAUGAAUAUUCAGUACUCUAGUUUCUCUGCAGUAAUUACAUGUACAUGAAAAUGCUACCCAAUACUUAGAUUGGAUGUCAUCCAGUUAUUCAGUGAUUCAGGAUUUACAUGUUACUAUCAAUCUAAUUAAUAUCAGAUGUAAAUUUGUACCAUGACACUCAAGCAUAGAGCAAAUAAAUGCACAUCUGAUUUUGAUUAGAUUGAUGUUACUAUGAAUAUUCAGUAGUUUCCAAAUGUUGGUUAACUAGGAUUUACAUGUGAUAAUGAAUAUUCAGUAGUUUAUAUGCAGACAUUUGUUUAUCAGAAUUUAAAACUUAUAAUGAAUAUUUAGUAGUUUCCAUGCAGAUGUUGAUUACCGGUAACUAGGAUUUACGUGAUAAUGAAUAUUCAGUAGUUUACAUGCAGACAUUUGUUUAUCAGAAUUUAAGAUUUUAUAUGAAUAUUCAGUAGCUUCUCUAGACAGGAUGGAAAGGUAUUCAAAAGAUUUGAAUUAAUGCCAUAUUUAUUGAAUUCUUAAUGCUUGUGAUAAUUUUUUUUAAUUUAUUUAUUGAAUUAGUGACGAGAGAUUCAUCAGUAUAUACAUUGUAUACUUUCCAUCGCUAUGACAGAUAAUAAAACAUUGCACAUAAUAGUUCUUAUAAAACAUUUAGGACUUAUAUUCUGUUAUUGAUUAUAUUAUUUAAUUUAGUUUUACAUGAUUUCACAUCAAAUUUUGUGUGAAUACUUUAGCUAGAAAAACUUAGUAAAUAGAGUUACAAUUUAUUUCUUCAGUAUGAUAAUAUUGAUCAUAAGAUUUAUCUGAUAAUUGGACAAGGUUUUUUGAGAGUCAGGUAUAUGGUAAAAAAAUCCAUUUUAUUUCUUCAACAUAAUAAGUUACAGAUGUAUCUACCAGAGUACAUUGAUAGUGCAACUAAUAUGGUUAUCUCCCCUGUUGUCUAUUUGGUUAUCUCCCCUGUUGGCAUGACUUUUCUAUUAAUUGCAAUCCGGCUAUUUGUAACCCUGGUGAAUACUAGCCGCAAUAUACGUAUACCACUCUGCUAAAGAUAUCUGCUCUUUAGCUUGACCGGUUGAGCGUAAGACUAUUAAGCCAGAGGUCCCGGGUUCGAUCCCCAGCGGAAGCAGUGAUUUAAAUUGAAUUAAUCAUGCACUCUGUUACAUAU